This is a messenger RNA of Parnassius apollo (apollo), 1548 nucleotides long. The record is from the annotation of a GenBank genome assembly. Lineage: Eukaryota; Metazoa; Arthropoda; Insecta; Lepidoptera; Papilionidae.
AUGGCUACCCGUGGCUUAUCUUCAGAACAGAUACAGUCGGCUUUAGAGCUGAGAGAUGAUGACUCAAUCAUCGAAGGUAUUUCCGAUGAGGAUGACUCGAUCUCUCUUACUGCUCAUGCAGAAACUCCCCAAGAAGGUGGAGAAAGCUCUAGUGAGUAUUCAAGUGAUGAUGAAGUACCACUCUCCACAUUUUCUGCUCCUCAGCCUUCUCAAAUGAAUCGUCGGAUUUAUUGGAAGCACCUAGACGACUUCGCACCAUCUCCACCCGGAGUUUAUCAUCUUCCUCUAGCAUCCAGUCACGUUAGAGUUUUACAAACACCGUUUGAAUAUUUUACCAGAUAUAUUCCUGAAAAAAUAUUCGAAAUAUUCAGCUCCUUUUCAAAUCAAACUUAUUUACAUAAAACAGGGAAGAAUUUAGGCACAACAAAAGAUGAAAUGAAAAUCUUUUUUGGCAUAUGUAUCGCUAUGAGCUAUUUGGGUUUGCCAAGAAUUAAAAUGUAUUGGAUGAGUAAAACUAGGAUCCCAAUGAUAGCUGAUCGUAUGACUAGAGAUCGUUUUUUUCGGAUAAGGACUAACUUGAAACUAGUGAAUGACCUUGAUGUCGAUACGGCUGCCAAACAAAAUAAGUUUUGGAAAGUGCAACCCCUAAUUGAAACGGUACGAAAAGCUUGCCUAGAAAAUCCCAGACCUCAAGAAGUCAGCAUUGAUGAACAAAUAAUACCAUUUUGGGGCCAAGUAUCAAUGCGACAGUUUAUCAGGGGAAAACCAAACCCUUGUGGGCUGAAGAAUUUCGUUUGUACCAGCCCGGGUGGUAUACCCUUAGAUUUUUUCUUGUAUGAGGGCAAGGGUGAUAGCAUACUACCGACUGGUGAAACUGAAGGUCUGGAUAUUGGCGGGAAAGUCGUAAUGAGAUUGGCUAAUAAUUUACCUGAGGGUUCCAAGCUAUACAUGGAUAGAUAUUUUACAUCAAUUGAGCUGUUAGACAAACUAUACACAGAGAAAAAAAUGCAAGGAACGGGCACUCUCAAGAAGUCAAAAAUCCCUAAAGCAUGCAAUUUUAAAACUGAUAAGCAGUUAAAAGAUCAGGGACGAGGUUCUUCUGACCAAUUAGUAAGGAAUGAUGGCGUAAUAGCUUGUUUGAAGUGGUUUGACAACAAACCUGUAGUUAUGGCAUCAUCUGCAGAUUCAAAGUUACCUGAAAACAAAUGCCGGCGCUGGUGUAAGAAGACGAAGCAAUACAUCGAGAUUAAUCGGCCUUAUGCUAUUCAGCAAUAUAACGAAAAUAUGGGGGGAGUGGACAUGCUGGAUAGGGUUAUUAGCUUCUAUAGAAUAAGCGCACGCUCAAAAAAAUGGACGGUUCGAUUGAUAUUCCAUUUAUUCGACUUUGCGGCAGCUGCAGGAUGGUUGGUGUACCGGAAAGAAGCCCAAAUGUUGGAUACUCCUAAAAAAGGACACUCUGGAUUACUUGGAGUUCAAAGCCGAAAUAGCAAAUUCUUUGCUCUAUUUCACUCCAGCAAGAGAGCAAAUACACCUGUACGAGGAAGUUGA